UUUUCUUGCAAAAGUGAUCAAUUAAGGAACCCUCUUCUUUUUUCUUCUUCUUAAUUCGUGGUUUGUUUCUUUGAAAAGAGAAGUUAUGAGCCAAGUUCGUGCAAAUUCAUCCCCUGACUUGGAUUUUCCAAGCACAGCAAAGGACCAAAGAUAUGAUGAUUUGGCAUUACAAGGGGUAGCAGCAAAUGUGAAAUUACUGCUAAAACUAAUCCAAGAUCAUCAGAUAGCCUGUGAUCAAGACAAGAAUGAUCGUAGGAGAAUGUUGAGGGUUGCUACAAUGAUGACAAUUUUGGAUAAUGCUAAGGACAGAAUCCAAAAAUGCCAAUCAUUUGGCCUCAAGAAACCGGAUCCUGAGCUAAGGAGGUGCAAGACUGAAGUGCGUCGCAACCUGGUCCCACCGGGUAAGAAGCCUGGUGGUGGGGUCGGGGUGGUGCCGGUGAUAGAGGAGGAGGAGGAGGAGGAGGUGGAUGCAGACGAGGAGAAGGAGCGGCUGAGGCGCGAGUUGACCUCAAGCCUGGCCGCUCAGAGGACCCUAAGAGCGAUGUGCUCGAGUUUAGGGAAGGAGAAGAAGUUCAUGGAGGCAGAGCUUUCUAAAAAAGUUCAUGAAUUGAGUGAGAUGGAGGAGUUUUUGAACAAUCUCAAGGCACAAAACGAGACGUUGCGCCAAAAAGUUCAAGAAUGCCUCUCUGAUGACAAGGAGGGUAAGGCUGGUGGUGGGGAAAUGCACGUGGCGUUGGUGUUGCAAGCAAGGAACAAGGCGCUCUCAGAGCAGUUGAUGAGGUCUCUUGAUGGUUAUAAGUCAAUGAAAAGGAAGCUCAAAGCAUCGCAAGAAGAGAAUGUUGUGUUGCAUUCGACCGUUGAUGAGGUUGGGACAAAAGUUGUGGGAAGUUUGGGGAGGGUUAAGAGUUUGAAGAAACGGAUAGCUACAAUGUCGUCCCCUUCUGGGGGCGAAACCCCCCUCGAUCUCCAGGAAGAGAUUGAGGGGUUGGAGGAUAUGUUUGAGCGCUUCCAGUUACUGGUGGAGAAGCACGGGAAGAUACAGGGCGAUUGCGCCCAGCCUAGUGGCGAGAUCAAUGCAUAUAAGCCCUCAGUUCUUGCUUGAGACCGGGCACUGAUUGUCGACUGAAGGAUUUUUUGUGUGACUAAAUCGAAUUUUGGUUGAUUUUAUUUUUUAUUUUUGUUUUGGACUUUUUUAAGUGAUGGCAUUGUUUGAAGAUGUGGUUGGGCUUCA
Molecule: messenger RNA, 1231 nt
Organism: Salvia hispanica
Lineage: Eukaryota; Viridiplantae; Streptophyta; Magnoliopsida; Lamiales; Lamiaceae
Source: RefSeq, a predicted model, not a curated record